Solea senegalensis (Senegalese sole) is the source of this 1715-nucleotide messenger RNA. RefSeq names its product TNF receptor-associated factor 3 (gene traf3). Gene Ontology annotation, cellular component: plasma membrane signaling receptor complex. The transcript is spliced from 11 exons. Lineage: Eukaryota; Metazoa; Chordata; Actinopteri; Pleuronectiformes; Soleidae. Gene Ontology annotation, molecular function: zinc ion binding; tumor necrosis factor receptor binding. The record is from RefSeq and is a predicted model, not a curated record. Gene Ontology annotation, biological process: protein K63-linked ubiquitination; positive regulation of JNK cascade; tumor necrosis factor-mediated signaling pathway. Bases 267 to 1574 code for a protein of 435 amino acids.
GCUCCCUCCCGGGGCAGCUGGGGGAUUUCCUGGGCGGAAGCUGUGAGGGGGUUUCCAGUGUGAUCAUACCAGUCGCACACACACAUAGACCAGAGAACUAGAAUCACGGACCUGGACCUGGACGUGGACCCGGAUCAUGAGGACUUUACUGGAGGCCUGGAGGUUUGGAGGACGCCGCACCGGCGCCUCGACGGUUUGAACCCCGGAGACAGAGCGUGCCGAUCCGCGGAGCUGCUGACAGUAAGACCGAAGACUAGAUUCAUGUCAUGUCAGCGGGGAGGAGUUCUGACGGGAGGGAGGUGCAGAUUCCACUCCAGCAGGUGGCGCCCUCCCUGGCUGCGUCUCUCUCUGUGGCUCCUCCCAUCACCCCGCCCUCUCACCGCCCAGCCAAUGCCUGGCCCCUCAGUGACCCUGUCGCUCCACAAGGUUUUCUGCCUCUUCAUGGAGGAUUUCGAGAUCACUUUGUAGAGAGUCCGGAAGCUAAGUACUGCUGCGAGGUGUGUCGCCUGGUUCUGUGUCAGCCGCGACAGACGGAGUGUGGACAUCGCUUCUGUCAGAGCUGCAUCAACAACAUCCUCAGUCAGCCAAACCCAGUGUGUCCAGCUGACAUGGAGCCGCUGUUUAAAGACAAGAUCUUCAGGGACGUGUGCUGUCACAGGGAGAUCAUGUCUCUGAAGGUCUACUGUCGCAGUGAAGCUCACGGCUGUCAGGAACACAUGAGUCUGCAGCAGAUACCUGAACACCUGAACGUCUGUCCCUUCUUUGAGGUCCCCUGUCCUCUGGGAAAAUGUAAAGAGCGAAUGAUGAGGAAGGAAAUCCCCGAUCACCUGAGCUGGAAAUGUAAACACAGAGAGAGCAGCUGUGAGUUCUGCGCCACCAAGAUGCCACUGACAGAACUGCAGAAACACAAAGACACCGUGUGUCCAGCGUUCCCGGUCUCCUGUCCAAACCACUGCUCGUUCUCCUCGUUGCCCCGGAGUGAGCUCUCCAGUCACCAGCAUGACUGUCCCAAAGCUCAAGUGAGUUGCCAGUUCCACCGUUACGGCUGCGUCUUCAAGGGUUUGAACCAGGAAAUGCGGCAACAUGAGUCCACGUCUGCGGCCGAGCACUUGAGAAUGAUGGCCAACAGGAGUUUGGUGCUGGAGAACAAGGUGGAGGAUGUGAAAGGAGAGCUGUCAGAGCGAUACAAGGUGCUGCCUGCGCUCAGCAGCCGUCUGUCUGAACUGGAAAAACACAACGACGAGCUGAGAGACAAGAAUCGUCAGAUGGAGCAAAAGCUGGCGACGAUGCAGAAACUGAUGAGUUCUCACUCUGAGAAGCUCCUGGAGGUGGAGCUGGAGCUUCACUCUCUCCGUCUGCUCAGAGACGAGGUGGACAACCUCAGAGGAACUCUGGACAAUGUCCGCACCAGGCUGAACGCUCUGGAACAAGGGGGACGCAGUGGAACAGGAUCCACAACACACACUCUGGGUCAGAACAUGCAAACACAUCUGGGGACUAGUUUUAGACCCUCAGUCCCUGGUCCCCCUCAUCAUCUGUCCCUCACCUCUGGACUUGUCCCGUCUUGUCUCUAAACAGCUGCUGUCCCUCAUUGUCUCUCCUGUCCCUCACUGAUUCCGUCCACUUUCUGUCUUUUACGUCUUGUUUGUGUGUUGGAUGUCUGUAGGACUGGGUUGGGGUUAGUCAUUAACUGCUUAUGGUUAGUGAUAAUUACU